UUGUGGCGGCGGUUUCUGUGUUGCAGGCUAGCGUCUCUUGUCUGCUGGAGCGGCGGGUCACCCAGCGGCAUCAUGGUCGAGGAGGUGCAGAAACAUUCUGUGCACACACUUGUGUUCAGGUCACUGAAGAGAACCCAUGACAUGUUUGUAGCUGAUAAUGGAAAACCUGUGCCUUUGGAUGAAGAGAGUCACAAACGGAAAAUGGCAAUCAAGCUGCGUAAUGAGUAUGGUCCUGUGUUGCAUAUGCCUACUUCAAAAGAAAAUUUUAAAGAGAAAUAUCCUCAGAAUGCAUCGGAUUCCUAUGGUCAUAAACAAUAUCCUGCCAAUCAAGGACAAGAAGUUGAAUAUUUGGUGACAGGGGUUGCUUUGACUGCAGAUACUAAGAUCCAAAGAAUGCCAAGUGAAUCAGCCGCUCAGUCCUUAGCUGUGGCAUUACCUUCUUCUCAGACCAGGGUUGACGCAAAUCGUAAUGCACCUGCUGGAGGUGAAUACCGACAUCCGGCGGCUGCUGACCGUUCACAGCCUGCAGGGAUGACUUCAGCUGUUAUGGAGGCUGGCAAUGCCAAGAACUCUGCACUGAUGGCUAAAAAAGCCCCUACAAUGCCCAAACCCCAGUGGCACCCACCAUGGAAACUGUACAGGGUGAUCAGUGGACAUCUUGGCUGGGUUCGCUGUAUUGCUGUAGAACCUGGAAACCAGUGGUUUGUAACUGGAUCUGCUGACAGAACUAUAAAGAUCUGGGACUUGGCUAGUGGCAAAUUAAAACUGUCAUUAACUGGGCACAUUAGUACAGUGCGUGGUGUGAUAGUAAGCACACGGAGCCCUUACCUGUUCUCCUGUGGAGAAGACAAACAAGUCAAAUGCUGGGAUCUUGAAUAUAAUAAGGUUAUAAGGCACUAUCAUGGACAUCUGAGUGCAGUGUAUGGUUUGGAUUUGCACCCAACAAUUGAUGUGCUGGUAACCUGUAGUCGAGAUUCAACUGCACGGAUUUGGGAUGUGAGAACUAAAGCCAGUGUGCACACAUUAUCUGGACAUACAAAUGCAGUUGCUACAGUGAGGUGUCAAGCUGCAGAACCACAAAUUAUUACUGGAAGCCAUGAUACUACAAUACGAUUAUGGGAUUUGGUGGCUGGAAAAACAAGAGUCACAUUAACAAAUCACAAAAAAUCCGUCAGGGCUGUGGUUUUACAUCCUAAACAUUACACAUUUGCAUCUGGAUCUCCAGAUAACAUAAAACAGUGGAAAUUCCCUGAUGGAAGUUUUAUUCAAAAUCUUUCUGGUCAUGCUAUUAUUAACACACUGACAGUAAAUUCUGAUGGAGUGCUUGUUUCUGGAGCUGACAAUGGCACUAUGCAUCUUUGGGACUGGAGAACUGGCUAUAAUUUCCAGAGAGUUCAUGCAGCUGUGCAGCCUGGAUCUUUGGAUAGUGAAUCAGGAAUAUUUGCUUGUGAUUUUGAUCAGUCUGAAAGUCGGUUACUAACAGCUGAAGCUGAUAAAACCAUUAAAGUGUAUAAAGAGGAUGAUACAGCGACAGAAGAAACUCAUCCAGUCAGCUGGAAGCCAGAAAUUAUCAAGAGAAAGAGAUUUUAA
Messenger RNA from Puma concolor (puma), 1590 nucleotides. The record is from RefSeq and is a predicted model, not a curated record. Lineage: Eukaryota; Metazoa; Chordata; Mammalia; Carnivora; Felidae.